GAAUUAAAUCUUUUUAUUCUAAAACUAAGUCUUAUUUAUACUAAAAAACGUAAAACGCGUUUAGUAAUCUUAAUAUUAAAACAUCGUAAACGUUUUUUGCAUUUUAAUUCUAACCUAAAAAGAACAUCUGAUUAAACAAUGUGACUAGUCACUUCUUGGUAAGAAGAAACAUUCAUUCUUUGGAGCAGUGAGGUUUAUAGGUUCAUUCGUUUAGUUGAAUUCUAUUCGUAGUAAAAACGAUUUGUUUCUUAAAAUAUAAAAGCGACAGAAGAAACCGGGUAUCAUUUCAUUCGAGUUAUAAAUGUAUCUAUAACCUAAGUAGUAUUUCUAAUAAUGGCUGAUGAGUCUUGUAUUUUCUUAUAUUAAAACGUAUUAUGCUAAACACAAAAAUAAACUGAACGAAUAUCUCGUUGAUAACAAUUGGAUUUAUUACUUUUGUGGGGACAACCAAGUAAAACUACAAACAUUUAUACACCAUGGCUAAUGUAUCCUACCAAAUAGCAAACUUGCUAGAAAAGAUGCAAUCCAAUGACAAGGAUUUCCGCUUCAUGGCCACCAAUGAUUUGAUGACCGAGCUCCAAAAGGACAGUAUCAAACUUGACGAUGAUUCUGAACGCAAAGUUGUGAAAAUGCUCUUAAAAUUACUUGAGGAUAAAAAUGGAGAAGUUCAAAAUUUAGCUGUUAAAUGUUUGGGACCUCUUGUGAAUAAAGUAAAAGAGUACCAAGUUGAAACAAUUGUUGAAUCUCUAUGCGCUAAUAUGGUUUCUGAAAAGGAACAAUUACGUGACAUAUCCAGCAUUGGACUGAAGACUGUUAUAGCGGAAUUACCGCAGGCUCCAGGUGGCCUUUCUGGAAAUAUUUGCAAGACAAUAACUAGCAGAUUAACUACGGCUAUUGAACGACAAGAAGAUGUAUCGGUUCAAUUAGAAUCAUUGGAUAUAGUGGGCGAUCUCCUCGCCCGUUUCGGAAAUGGAUUAACCUCUUAUCACAGUCAAAUUCUUAGCGCAUUAUUACCGCAGCUUAGUUCUCAACGUCAAGCGGUUCGUAAACGUACAAUUGCCGCGUGUAGUAAUUUGGUACUUUCAUGCAAUAACGCUCUCUAUUCGAAAUUGAUUGAGUAUUUACAUAACGGUCUUCUUAACGAAAAGAACCAAAUGCAAAUUCGCACUUACAUUCAGUGUUUGGCGGCUGUUUGUCGCCAAUCCGGUCAUCGUUUUGGGGAGCACAUUGAAAAAUUUGUACCGUUAAUACUUCAGUAUAGUCAUAAAGAAGACGAUGAAUUACGAGAAUAUUGUUUACAAGCUUUUGAGUCGUUUGUUAAUCGGUGUCCAAAAGAAAUUAGCGAACAUAUACAUAGCAUUAUAAAUCUUUGCUUGAAAUACAUGACUUACGAUCCGAAUUAUAAUUAUGAAGAUGAUGAGGAUGGCGAAGAUGGCGCGAUGGAUAUUAUUGAAGAUGAGGAUGAGGACGAAGAUAACGACGAGUACAGUGAUGAUGAUGACAUGAGUUGGAAGGUAAGAAGAGCGGCUGCGAAAUGUUUAGAAGCGAUCAUUUCGAGUCGUAUCGAGCUUUUAUCAGAAUUUUAUAAAACUUUGUCCCCUGCUUUGAUUGGACGUUUUAAAGAACGCGAAGAAAAUGUUAAAUCAGAUAUUUUCCAUGCUUAUACAGCUUUAUUAAAACAAACCAACGCACCUAAAAGUACUACCCUUGACCCGGAUUCUAUGGAACAAGAAACUCCACUUUAUUUACUUCAACAACAAGUUCCCUUUAUUGUUAAAGGAGUUCAUUCGCAAAUGAGAGAGAAAAGUUCGAAAACGCGACAAGAUUGUUUUCAAAUUUUAAAAGAAUUAUGUGGUGUUUUACCCGGAGCUUUAGGCAAUCACAUUGGGGAAUUAAUUCCUGGUAUUCAGUACUCCUUGGGAGAGAAAAAUUCUACGAGUAACAUGAAAAUUGAUGCUUUAUCCUUUAUACAUUGUUUACUUACAUCACAUCAACCGGAAGUCUUUCAUCCUUACAUUCCGGUGUUGUUACCUCCGGUUAUUAAUGCAGUCGGGGAUGCGUUUUAUAAGAUUACAGCGGAAGCUCUAAUUGUUUUACAAGAACUUGUCAAAGUUAUCCGCCCGUUAAAUUCACCGUCAACGUUUGAUUUUACACCUUUUACUAAUGAAAUUUUUAUGUGUACUUUAUUGAGAUUAAGAGCUUCCGACAUUGAUCAAGAAGUUAAAGAAAGGGCAAUCUCAACAAUGGGACAAAUCAUAUGUAACCUGGGAGAUUAUCUCGGUAACGAUCUAUCAGUUUGUUUACCACUAUUUUUGGAUCGACUUCGAAAUGAAAUAACACGCCUCACUACCGUAAAAGCGUUAACGAAAAUAGCUGGAUCACCUCUUGGCAUUAAUUUGCCGAUUAUUAAAGACGCCAUCCCGAUUUUGGGGUCGUUUUUACGUAAAAACCAAAGAUCCCUUAAAUUGAGCACUUUAUUACUUUUGGAUUCGUUAAUUAAGAAUUAUAGCGCGUCGUUAAACGCCGAAUUACUUCAAUUUGUUAUCGUCGAAAUUCCACCACUUCUCGAUGAAUCCGAUUUACAUAUUGCCCAAUGGACUUUGGUUAUUUUAAAAUCAAUCGCUGAGGUUCAUCCAAAAACUUUAGUCCGGAAAAACAUUGCGAAAAAUAUUUUACCUGAGAUUAUGAAUUUAGUUCGUUCGCCACUUUUACAAGGUGCUGCAUUGAAUUCUAUGUUGGAAUUUUUCCAAGCUUUAGUUUCGUGUCGUAUACCCGAUUUGGGUUACAACGAGCUGUUACAAAUGUUAUUAUCGCCAAUAGUGAAUCCAACGACCACGCAAACUUUGCAUAAACAAGCCUAUUAUUCCUUGGCCAAAUGUGUCGCUGCCAUCACUGUUAAGUGUUCUGAAAGGGCUUUACCUGUAGUCAACCAGUUUAUUCACGACAUUAAAACGACGACGAGCGAUUCCCACCAUAUCUUUGGGUUGUUGAUUAUUGGCGAGAUUGGCAGGAAAAUUGAUUUGACUUCGGUGGGUCAAUUAGAGCUAAACAUUUUGAUGUCAUUCAGUGCAUCAUCAGAAGAAAUUAAAUCGGCUGCAAGUUAUGCUUUGGGAAGCGUUUGCAUUGGAAACCUUCCCCAUUAUUUACCAUUUAUCUUGAAUGAGAUUCAGAAUCAGCCGAAACGACAAUAUUUACUUCUUCAUUCGCUGAAAGAAAUUAUAACUUGUCUUUCAUCAACACCGGAAGGAGUCCGUAUUCUUUUGCCUUUCGUUCCGGCGAUCUGGCAACAGUUAUUCCUUCAUUGCGAAUGUAACGAAGAAGGUAGCCGUAACGUAGUGGCUGAAUGUCUUGGUAAAUUAACUCUAAUCGACCCGGCAAACCUUCUUCCAAAACUACAAGAAUCUUUAUCGUCGCCAUCGCCAUUAAUGCGUACCACAAUCGUAACUGCGGUUAAAUUCACCAUUUCAGAUCAACCGCAGAAAAUCGAUACAUUACUAAGACAAUGUAUUGGUCAAUUUUUAAAUACAUUACAAGAUCCGGAUUUGAACGUUCGAAGAGUCGCAUUGGUCGCGUUCAAUUCGGCAGCGCACAAUAAGCCGUCUUUGAUUCGCGAUUUACUCGACUCGAUUUUACCACAUUUGUAUAGCGAAACGAAAGUUAAGAAAGAGUUGAUCAGGGAAGUCGAAAUGGGGCCGUUUAAACACACAGUCGACGACGGCCUCGACAUCCGUAAAGCGGCCUUUGAAUGUAUGUACACCUUACUCGAUUCGUGUCUCGAUCGCAUCGAUAUUUUUGAAUUUUUAAACCACGUCGAAGGCGGACUUAAAGAUCAUUACGAUAUUAAAAUGUUAACGUAUUUAAUGGCUGCCCGUUUAUCUCAAAUUUGUCCGGGAGCCGUUCUACAAAGAUUGGAUAGAUUAGUAGAGCCGCUUCGUAUGACGUGCACGAUGAAGGUAAAAGCAAAUUCGGUGAAGCAAGAAUACGAAAAGCAAGAUGAGCUGAAGAGGUCGGCGAUGCGGGCGGCGUCGUCGUUAUUAGGAAUUCCCGAUGCAGAUAAAAAUCCUCAUUUGAGCGAAUUCAUAACGCAAAUUCGGAAUUCGGUCGAUUUGAAACCGAUUUUCGACUCGAUUCAAGAGGAUAGCGUCGGAGGGAGACACGAUUGCUUCUUGAUGGAUCAAAGUUAAUUUCAUUUCGAUUCGUUCCUAAGAUAUUUCGUUUAUUUUAUUUUUUGGUUUUAUUAUUGUAAUAAGUCAGUUUCAGUUUAAAAAUAAAUCAUUUAC
Molecule: messenger RNA, 4280 nt
Organism: Onthophagus taurus
Lineage: Eukaryota; Metazoa; Arthropoda; Insecta; Coleoptera; Scarabaeidae
Gene: Cand1
Product: Cullin-associated and neddylation-dissociated 1
Biological process (GO): SCF complex assembly
Source: RefSeq, a predicted model, not a curated record